GCGCCAUUGUCGACGACUUCUCACCACAACCCCCGUAAUUGCUUCAGGUGUCAAGACCAUACAAUUGUCAAGAUGGUCUCCGCAAAGAAGCACGUCCCCAUCAUCAAAAAGCACAAAAAGGCCUGGCACCGCCACCAGUCCGACACCUUCAAGUGUGUGCCGUCAGCAUGGAGGAAGCCAAAGGGUAUCGACAACCGAGUUCGCAGACGGUUCAAGGGCCAAAUGGUUAUGCCUUCGAUCGGCUUCGGCUCAAAUAAGAAGACCCGGCACAUGAUGCCUUCUGGCCACAAGGCCUUCCUCGUCCACAACCCCCGCGACGUCGAACUCCUCCUCAUGCACAACCGAACAUACGCCGCUGAGAUUGCAUCUGCUGUUUCAUCACGAAAGCGAAUUGAGAUCGUUGCAAAGGCAAAGGCACUGGGUGUCAAGGUUACCAACCCCAAGGCGAAGAUUACUACGGAGUCAUGAGCGCGGAGGUGACUAGGUGUUGUGGUUCCGUUCGUGGAUAUGAUUCAAUGAGAGGUGGCCACGAGCUUUUUCUUGCAAAACAGGUCUACAGCGGUGGAAGACGGGGUUAGAGAGCGACCUUCCUAUGGCUGAGCACCCAUUCUGUGCACCAUCGCCAGGAGCGCCCGAUGGUAUGAGAACCAAACAAAAUCGAUACCAAUUAAGGACAUCAAAAUAUUCCGCCCCGACAUUUCGGCGUUUCUUUUUCCUGUUCAAGAGUCUGCCAGACGUUACUUCUCGAGAUUUCACGUUUCCUGGUCCGGUCCCUGCUUUUUGGGUCGGAGGGAAGGCUGGGAUUGAGAUUCUUCUAGCAUGGACUUCGCCCGUUCUCUUUCCCAGGGCCUCUACAUGAUAUGUGAGACUGUUUUUUUAUUGCGAAGGAUACAUUUGAGCAAUUCCUGUUUGACCACUUGUGCCAACGUACUGCACAGGAGGAACUGCAAAGUGCUCAUGGGGGCGUAGUGUAUUCUACUGCGUAUCGAUCGUACUUAAGUUGCUGUUCUCGACCGGAAGACGAUAGAUAUCAAGUCAG
Molecule: messenger RNA, 1039 nt
Organism: Cladophialophora immunda
Lineage: Eukaryota; Fungi; Ascomycota; Eurotiomycetes; Chaetothyriales; Herpotrichiellaceae
Product: 60S ribosomal protein L32
Exons: 3
Coding region: 73-468 (131 amino acids)
Biological process (GO): translation
Cellular component (GO): ribosome; cytosolic large ribosomal subunit
Molecular function (GO): structural constituent of ribosome
Source: RefSeq, a predicted model, not a curated record